Molecule: messenger RNA, 648 nt
Organism: Penicillium soppii
Lineage: Eukaryota; Fungi; Ascomycota; Eurotiomycetes; Eurotiales; Aspergillaceae
Product: GNAT family N-acetyltransferase
Exons: 2
Coding region: 1-648 (215 amino acids)
Molecular function (GO): acyltransferase activity, transferring groups other than amino-acyl groups
Source: RefSeq, a predicted model, not a curated record
AUGCAUCUCAUUCAAUAUGCUACUGAAGCAGAUGGCCCAGCACUUGCUAAAGUCAAUGUCCAAAGCUUCCAAAGCCGCCUUCUCCUCGGCGCAGUUUGGCCAGAGUCCGACCAAAACACGAUACAGGAAUUUAAAAUCCAUGUCGGAAUGAGACAUCUUGCAAAUCCUAAUAUGCACGUUGUCAAAAUUCACAACGACAGUGGGGAAUUGGUCACCUAUAGCCGCUGGCAGUUUCCGGCCUCACUUGGGGAAAGCCAUGUCACACUAAGUGAUGAGGCUGCUUUGAUUCUCAAGAAUAUCGAUGCAUACACACCGAGGCCAAUGAAUGAGACGGUUUACAAAGCCUUCAAACAACUCCUGGCAGAAGCUCGCGAACGACACACCAGACCAGAUGACAUCCUUCUUGACUUGUUAGCGACCUUACCAGAAUACCAGGGGCAAGGAUAUGGCUCAGCAAUCUUGAAAUGGGGUAUAGAAAAAGCAGAUGCUACCAAGUCACGCAUCUUCCUCGAAGCAACCCCCGCGGGGGUUCCGCUAUAUCUCAAAUAUGGAUGGAGGCACUUGGAAGAGGUGACGAUGGACCUUGCACAGUAUGGAGGGACUGGAGUGGAGUCUUAUUAUAUGAUGAUGCGGGAUCCCGUUUUAUAA